AUGUGGUACUCACGACUCCAGAAUCUUCAUGCCAACUGGGCAUCACUUAUCCCGUUCCUCGUCGAUGCAUAUCUCACUUGGAAGGACUCAGCCAAAGCUUCCUGUGCUGCUGAAUACGACUUUACAAUACACACUGUCGACAUCUUCACAUUGGAGCGGUCUGCAUUAAUCUCACGCUCAGCUGACUGUCAUUCACCAUCCAUUGCGCUUAUUUUACAAGGCUACAUGGGUAAUACACCCCACUCCCCAUCAUAUGCUGUUUCUCUCCAGACUCUUGAGCAUCAUCAUUUACUGCAUCUUCGCAAGCCAUCCCUCAGUGUUGAGGCAUUUGCGAAGGUCAUAUGUGAUUCGUAUGGCAUACCUUAUGUUAGGACUUACCGCACUGUUCUAUCAUCGACAUUCGACAUAUAUAUUACCAUCUUAUGUGAAGUUGAGAAACACAUCAAAGCUGCCCUUCAACGUGACUUGCCUAACUGGCGUGUUUUGAAUGCCUGCCCUGCCUGCACCUACAUGCUGGAAGAUGAACCCCUGCUAAAAUUCAACCACAUGUAUGUCUUUGAUGAAGGAGGUAACUCUGCAAAGCGCAUGCUGACACUCGCCGAGCAACAAACAGGAGAUUUACGUUGCUUCGGAGAUAGUGACUACCUCCUUCCCCGCACUUUUGUUGACACAUUCACAGGUGAAGUUCAACCAAAAUCAUCAAUUCCUGAUGAAGACUCAGCUCCUGGUAUUGAUGACCGCCUUCCUGUAUCAAAUGACGCCUCUGAUUCUAUUGCUGCUGACUGUAGUAAAAAUUGGAAGGCAGCCGCCUCUGAUGAAAAGAAGAGGAUGUGGAGUAUAUUUGACGAGACUGGUAUUUUCAUCAGUGCAUGCCAUCAUGGCCUCAUCCUAUGGUAUGCAGAUAUGGUACAAAGUCGUGAGCUCGCCAAGUACCCUCUUGCCAUCAUUGCUAAAGUUCUCGAACUCCUCGGUGAAUGCUCACUUGGUGCCUACGACAUUGGUUGUGGCUUCUCAUCCAUGGUCAUGGCCAGUAGCCUGGGCCCUCUUUUUAAGAACAUGGACUGUUGUUUGUGCGUCGAUGCAUUUCACGGCUUUGCACAUAACUAUUGCUGUCAGACUAAGCACCAUCCACUUGGGAUUGAUGGUGCAGGUCUUGAAGACUUCGGAACUAUUGAACAUAUUUUUUCUGCGUCAAAUGCCCUCUCCCCUGUCAUUCAAUAUGCAAGCGCUUAUAAUCGGCACAUUUUUCUCGACAUGUUCUUCAAACAAUGGGAUGACGAGAAGUAUGCAAACCUUGCUAUGAUGAUCUACAACAACUACUGUCAAGCCCUUCAGAUCAUAUCGAAAGAAUUGGUAGCAUUAACGGAGGCUAUGGCAUCACUCGGGAUCACUGAAGAAGACUUCAAUCUGUGGCAUCAAGAAGAGGUUGAGUCUCAAUGCUCUGCUGGCUCGUAUGCUGCUGAAUUAUCUCAGACUCGCAAACUCGAAACACAAAGACAUUAUGCUUCUGAGAAGUUGGACACCAUUCAACUUGAAUUGGUUGCCAUGGAAGUUAAGAUGGGUAUUACCCACCGCUGGGAGCCAUCUUCGCCUGAAUAUCAGGCAACUAUCAAGUAUAUUUGCACUCGAGAGUAUCACCGUGCUUUGGACAAUCUUCAAUGUCUUGUAAUCCAACGUCUAUUCGAGCUUCAGUGUCUCAAUGUUGCACAAACUGCCUAUAAAAUGUACACGCAGAUAUCCAAGAACCUUCAGACUCAUUGUCAUGCAAUUCAAAGUGCCGUCAAGAAGUAUAACAAUGCAGCAUCAAAAUUACAGCCCCCCUGCCUACCACUUGAAUGGGCAAAGGUUUUGCAUUAUCAGUUCCUCGAUGAGUUCACGCUGUUGCGUGAGACUCGUCAGGAUAUCCAGGAUAAACCAUGGGCCAAACCAGCUAUUCGUGAGACUAUGCGCCAACACUUGCGUAUUCAACGGGCACAUGAAGAAGUUGUCUGUUGCAAUGUGGAGAUACGCAGGAUUCACACUGCUAUCAUAGAUGAAGACCGCCACUUCUCACACAUUCUAAAGGACCUUGAUGAUGCAGGGUCUCUAUUACUUGUUGCAGCACACGAUUUCUGUCAGAGGCGGCGUCUUGUUAAUGCCCAGGUUCUUAGAUGCGUUUUCCAGGUAUAUGCCCUUCAAGGGUUCACAGGAAUCCCAACCCAUGGCAUUAGAAAAUGUGCACCCACAACCGAUGUCAUCGAGCAAGAGUUUUCUCAGUUGACCGUCGGAGAAGAGGUAGAUGAAGAUGUCGAGGAUGAUUUUUUGGAGGAUGACACACGUGCAGACAUUGGAACCCUAGUAGAAUUUAUCUCAGACCUGCCAUGUAGCCAGCUGUAG
Molecule: messenger RNA, 2376 nt
Organism: Suillus bovinus
Lineage: Eukaryota; Fungi; Basidiomycota; Agaricomycetes; Boletales; Suillaceae
Exons: 8
Coding region: 1-2376 (791 amino acids)
Source: RefSeq, a predicted model, not a curated record